GCACGUGAUGAUCAGGCGCCCACCUUCCCCGCUCUCACCUGCUCCUCUAAAUAUCAAACUCUCACCAUGGCAAGCAAAGGGAAGAGGGAGAUCCUAGAGAGAGAAAGUCUGCCACUUUCAUCGAUCUUAGAAAGAGAAGGGGGUGGUCUGGAGAUGGGGAUGAGGGUAGCUGAAGUGGGAGUGGGGGAGCUGGUGAAGGCGGGAUUAUCCAUGGAAGAAGCUCAAGAAUUUGAGAGAAUUUUGAAGGCAGCAGUGGGCGGAGCCAGAGGGUCGGACCCAAGUGAGGUGUGGCGCGAGGUGGUGGCUCGGAGGGUGCUGAGCCCAUCGCACCCACAUGGGUUGCACCGGCUGGUCUUCCACUCGGUCUAUGCUGAAUGGGAUGAGUCCAUCAGAGGCCCUCCUCUCUACUGGUUCCCUUCUCUAUAUGAGUCUAUGCAUACGAACUUGGGUAGAUUGAUGGAAACCUAUGGUCCACGGCUACUAGGGUUAUCAUACAAGGAUCCUAUAACAAGUUACAGCCUCUUUCAGAAGUUCUCUGUUCAAAAUCUUGAGGUCUACUGGUCGAUGGUUCUAAAAGAGCUUUCAGUUUUGUUCCAUAGAGCCCCAAGGUGCAUCCUAGAUACAACUGACAAAUCAAAGCAUGGGGGAACAUGGCUUCCUGGUGCGGUUUUGAAUAUUGCUGAAUGUUGUUUGCUACCUGUAAGUUACCCGAGAAAGCAUGAUAACAGUUUGGCUGUUGUAUGGAGAGAUGAAGGCAAUGAUGAUUCUCCUGUUAAUCGGUUGACAUUAAAAGAACUCCGAGAACAAGUAAUGAUGGUGGCAAAUGUGUUGGAUGCUACUUUCUCAAAGGGCGAUGCAAUUGCGAUUGACAUGCCGAUGACAGUCCAUGCAGUUAUCAUAUACUUGGCAAUUGUUCUAGCAGGAUUUGUUGUUGUAUCAAUAGCCGACAGCUUUGCAGCCAAGGAAAUUGCAACUCGUUUGCACGUUUCAAAAGCAAAGGGUAUCUUCACUCAGGACUUCAUUGUAAGAGGGGGUCGAAAAUUUCCUUUGUACAGUCGAGUUGUAGAAGCUGCUCCACAUAAAGUGAUUGUGCUCCCUGCAAUUGGAACAGAUGUAGAUGUUCAAUUAAGAGAACAAGAUUUAUCAUGGAAAGAUUUCCUUUCCCAUGCUGAUCAUCUUCCAAGACCGAAUAACUACUCACCUGUCUAUCAACCAAUAGAUGCUGUGACUAAUAUCCUCUUUUCAUCUGGAACCACAGGAGAUCCUAAAGCUAUUCCAUGGACUCAAGUUUCUCCAAUUAGAUCUUCUGCUGAUGCAUGGGCACAGAUCAAUAUUCAAGUUGGAGAUGUCUUCUGCUGGCCAACAAAUCUAGGAUGGGUGAUGGGACCUACUAUACUUUAUGCAUCAUUUCUAACUGGUGCAGCUCUAGCUCUCUAUCAUGGAUCUCCUCUUGACCGUGGCUUUGGAAAGUUUGUUCAGGAUGCGGGAGUAACUGUCUUGGGUACAGUUCCAAGCCUAGUGAAGACUUGGAAAAAUACAGGAUGCAUGGAAGGCUUAGAUUGGACAAAGAUAAAGUCGUUUGCUUCCACUGGAGAAACAUCCAAUGUUGAUGACGACCUUUGGCUUUCUUCAAGGGCUUAUUACAAACCCAUUAUUGAAUGUUGUGGAGGCACAGAGCUUGCUUCAAGCUACAUCCAAGGAAGCGUGUUGCAACCUCAAGCUUUUGGAACUUUUAGCACUGCUGCAAUGACAACAGGCUUUGUCAUUCUUGAUGAAAAUGGUGUUCCCUAUCCAGACGAUCAACCUUGUGUUGGUGAAGUGGGUUUGUUCCCUCUAAUCAUGGGAGCAACUGAUUGGUUACUAAAUGCUGACCAUGAGGAGGUCUACUUCAAGGGAAUGCCAAUGUACAAAGGAAUGCACCUCAGGAGACAUGGGGACAUCAUUAAGAGGACUGUAGGAGGCUAUUUUGUUGUACAAGGCAGAGCUGAUGACACCAUGAAUCUUGGGGGCAUCAAGACAAGUUCAGUUGAAAUUGAACGUGUGUGUGACAAGGCUGAUGAAAGUGUUUUGGAAAGUGCUGCAAUUAGUACUGCACCACUAAAUGGUGGUCCAGAACUGUUGGUUGUAUUUGUGGUACUGAAGAAAGGAUAUGAUUGUGAACCCAAUGAACUGAAGAUGAAAUUCUCAAAAGCCAUACAGCGGAACCUUAACCCUUUGUUUAAGGUGAACUUUGUUAAGAUUGUCCCCGAGUUUCCUCGAACUGCUUCUAACAAGAUACUGAGGCGAGUUUUGAGGGACCAAAUUAAGCAUGAGCUUUCAGUUCGGAGUAGAAUUUAAAGCAACAUCAUCAAUUGUUUGUGGGUGUGAUAUGAACUUUUGAGAGAUGUAUGAUUAGAUUAUCCUAAAGGUCAGUGUGUCAAUGUUACUAAUAAGACAUGUAUUUUUUAUAAUUAUAAUAAUGAUCUAUCAUCAUCAUUAUAUUAUCAAUGAAGUGAAGGCAGGAUGUAGCUUGCCUUUUCUGUUUGGUUGGUAA
Messenger RNA from Vitis vinifera (wine grape), 2533 nucleotides. Its product is annotated as probable CoA ligase CCL12. The coding region runs from base 67 to 2337 and encodes 756 amino acids. The transcript has 14 exons. NCBI's taxonomy places the organism in Eukaryota, Viridiplantae, Streptophyta, Magnoliopsida, Vitales, Vitaceae. The record is from RefSeq and is a predicted model, not a curated record.